Molecule: messenger RNA, 1359 nt
Organism: Ilyonectria robusta
Lineage: Eukaryota; Fungi; Ascomycota; Sordariomycetes; Hypocreales; Nectriaceae
Product: kinase-like domain-containing protein
Exons: 2
Coding region: 1-1359 (452 amino acids)
Biological process (GO): mitotic DNA damage checkpoint signaling; protein phosphorylation
Cellular component (GO): nucleus
Molecular function (GO): ATP binding; protein binding; protein serine/threonine kinase activity
Source: RefSeq, a predicted model, not a curated record
AUGGGGGCUUUUAGCUCUCGGGAUAACAACGAGCCUUACCGGCCUUGCGUUUACAAGGAAGAUGGCGAGAUUCCAUUUGCACCUGAUGGCAAUGCCCCACUUAUCUGCGACUGCGUCGAGAAAGUCAAAGGAACUUCUGGCCAUUUCAAAGGUCUGAAGUGCGUCCGGAAAACCAUCAUCGUUCCCACCGAAGCGGACCAGGUAUCGCGAGAAGCCAAGAAACGGAAACUGAUACAAGAAGCCAAAAUCCUCCACUUAGCUCGGCAUCAUCAUGUUAUUCAGCUCAUCCAUACGUAUUUUGAGGAUGGAAACGAGGACCAAAUCAAAUUUGCAGUCAUCAUGGAUCGCGCAGACGCAAACCUUCACCACUACCUCAAGCCUGGAAAGAUCCCCAGCAGAAAAUGGUUUAGCUGUUUAAUAGGCGUCAUGCACUAUAUCCAUACUUUGGGUAUUCGACAUCGGGACAUCAAACCAUCGAACAUUUUGAUCAAAGGAGAAAAGGUCCUCCUGGCAGAUUUUGGCAUAUCACAAAUGGGUCUUGGAAAGACAAUGCCAACCACGUACCGGUAUCGUAACGCCCCAAGAACACGGGAGUAUUGCGCUCCCGAAGUGGAAAAAGGUAGCACCCGUGGUCGGUCGGCAGACAUCUUCUCUUUAGGAGCUGUGUUCCUCGAGAUGCUCCUUGCCCAUUCCUACCCCAGUGGGUUUCAGGAACUCGAGAAAGUCUUGAAGCCCCCAUCCCAGCACGUCUCGUCUUACGCCAAUCACAUUGACGAUGUUCAUACAUGGGUGGGGCAGAGUCUUCAUCUUGUCGGCUGGCAGGACGAUAUUCUUUCUACCUGUCGGAGAAUGCUGCACCCUGAUCGACUUCAACGCCCUCGAGCUGAAGAUCUAGAUUCUGAUUUGUCAUCAUUAUCGGCUUCAGAUGAGUCCAUGGCUUGCAAAUGCGCCAGAGACGUGGCUUUGACAGAAAGCAAUAAGUUAGUUGAGGCGUGCAGAAGGGGCUCAGAGGACGAGGUGAAACGCUUGCUAUAUAACGGAGCAGACCCAAACACCAUAGGUGCGAUUCACCAUGCUGCAGAACCACUACAAUGCGCGGCUCGAGACCGUUCCGAGGAUGUGGUUAAAUUGCUACUGGAGAAGGGUGCCGAUGUUAAUGCUAAGGACGAAAAUGAUCAGACGGCACUUCAGGGAGCAGCAGGGCAAGGGUACGAGAAUAUUGUUAAAAUGCUACUAGAGUCAGGAGCCGAUGUCGAUGCAGAGGACCUCGAUGGAAACACAGCGUUACACUUUGCAGAUAGAAGGCAUCAUUCUGUUGUAUUGGACUUAUUGGAAAAUUACGUUAUAACGGAGGUCUAG